UGGCUUGCCGUCCUACAGCCGCCGCCGCCCCCUCGCCCCAGACUAAGCCUUCAAGAAAGGGGCUGGACUACGGCGUCACCUCUUCUCUCUUGUUCCAUCGCUACCACCGAAAUCAAGCUACGGAAGAUCACCACCAUCUCGACCACCCUACCUUGCACCACCUCCAAACCCACAUACAAUGCGAUCACAAAGCGUAAAUGCCCUCCUCGGCUGCGCCGCUGCAGCCCUCCUCGCUGCCAGCGUGCAGGCUACCCUGACUAUCGACACUCCUUCUGCUCUCGCUGAAUGUCUCCCGACUGCAAUCAGCUGGAAGGAUGCUACACCCCCAGUCUACAUCUCUGCCUACCCAAAGGGUAACACUGCAGGCAAGGCUUACACCUUGAUCACCAAGUCUGACCAGGCCACCGGUAGCUUCUCCUGGACUGUCAACCUGACUGCCGGUACCACCACUACCCUUGGCAUUCGUGACAAGACCGGUCAGGUGCAGGCCACUGCACCCGUAACCAUCUUCGAAGCACCAGCUGGGACCGACGACUGCAAGCCCAUCAAGCCCUACGAUGGUGGCUCCGACUCGACUCCUGCAAGCGGUGGCAACAACACGACGGCCAGCGGUGGCUCUUCUCAGACUCCUGCAUCCCCCACCACCCCUACGAAGGGAUCAGGUGGCUCUUCUUCUUCUUCGGGCGGUAGCACCAGUGGCGCUGCCGGUGGAGCCAAGGACACCACCGAUACUGCUGACACCACUACAAAGAACGGCACUGCCACCGCUGGAUCUGGUACCGACAACAGCACCGUCCCCGUAGACGGUUCUACCACGCCUGGCUCUGACACUGAUGCCAACGAUGCUCCUUCAAACCUCUGGGUGGGCUCUUCUGACCAGAACUACAUCCUCAUCAUCUCGGUACUCCUCUCCACUGCAAUGGCCGUCAUGAUCGGUGCUUGGAGCGAGUAAAGUGCAAGUUGCUCGCGGAGAUGAUGUCUGCUCAUGUCGCCCACAAAGUCAAAGAAAGUAGCGUCGAUAGCCAUCUAGCCGCGCAGACCCUGUCAG
Molecule: messenger RNA, 1048 nt
Organism: Microstroma glucosiphilum
Lineage: Eukaryota; Fungi; Basidiomycota; Exobasidiomycetes; Microstromatales; Microstromataceae
Exons: 2
Coding region: 179-952 (257 amino acids)
Source: RefSeq, a predicted model, not a curated record